UACUAAUUAUGGAGACCAACUGGAUUCAACUCAAGAAUGCAGUUAAAGGUGAAAAUUACGAGGAGCGGUAUGCCGCACUUGUUACUAUUAAGGAUUCAAUUAUAGGGAGCAACAAACAGAAGUCUUUACUGAUUUCUCAUGAACUUGUUCCAGACAUAAUUCAAGUCUGCUGUGAGGAUAACACCACUAAUAAAAUAGAGGCUUUGAUUAUUAUAGGUUCACUAGCAAAAGGCACAAAAACUCAUGUAAAAAUACUGGUGGAAACAUAUAAUAUUAUAUCAAUACUUAAGAAGGAAUUAACCAUCGAGAAUAAUAAUAUGGUCUGCGUUGAAAUUUGUCUUAGUGCACUUUGUUCCAUAUCAGAGCAUGAUUACGUAACCGCUGAGCAGUUUUUCGGUGAUGAUGUCAGUAUUUCACACUUUCUAGCUUUAACAUCAUUCAUGGGCAACUCGCUGAAAUCGCAAAUUUAUAUAACAACCAUAUUGUGUUCUCUUUGCCAGUCCAAAAAAGAUCAAUUAAGUUUUUUAAAUGCCGGUAUAAUACCAAUCCUGACCCGCAUCAUUUCAAUGGAGAACGAGCCUGUUCAAAUACCAGCUUUAAGAUGCUUGUGCUGCAUGUGCUUUGCAAAUAGAUCCGUUUCAGACAUCAUUUGCGUCACAAGUUUUCAAGGCAAAUCGCUUACAGACAUUUUAAAUUGUUUAAUGUCUCGCUCCUUUUCUCCUAAUAUUCAACUGGGAGCAGCUCGGUGUAUGACUUACAUAUAUCGAUCUGGUACUCUUCCUUCAACGGACCUUAGAAUUUUGCACAGAACUUUACCUUGUUUAGUAAGGCUUUGUUCAGAAGAUUAUAGACAAGAAAUAAGAGCUUCAGCAGCGGAAACAUUGGCGAUACUCAUUGAGGUGGACGCUAAGCUUCAACAAAUCGCUGCUAUCUGCAAUCAUCUUCUGAAGUCUCUAUUUCAAUUAAUAAAAAUAAACGAACCGCACGUAAAGCAAGCAGCAUUAAAAUGUUUGGCAGCGUUGGGUGCUAACGAUGAAACAAUACGUAAAAAAAUUAUCGACAUAAAUAGUCUUGUGGAUGGCAUAUUGCAAAGCUUAAAUGACUGGGAGAGUCAGGUUAGAAUUGCUUCUAUUCGAUGUCUUCAUUCGCUGUCACGUUCUGUUCAACAACUGCGAACGACUUUUCAGGAUCAUUCAAUUUGGGAACCACUAAUAUUUAUAAUGAAUAACGAGGCCUCUACGGAUUUUUUAAUCGCAGUGACUGCAACAAUUUGCAAUUUAUUACUGGAAUUUUCUCCAUCAAAAACACCACUCAUAGGUUCGGGAAUCAUUGAGAAGCUUUGCCAGUUUACAGAACAUGAGCAUCCUUCCUUACGGCUAAAUAGCAUAUGGGCUUUAAUGAAUCUUACAUACCAGUCUGAUGAUAGCACGAAAACCAAUGUUAUAAAUACGAUAGGUAUAAGAAGAAUUUUGGAUUGUCUCAAUGAUUCGAACCCUCUCAUUGUACUAAAAUCAUUGGGUUUAUUGAGAAAUAUUCUCAGCGAAGCUCAUCAAAUCGAUCCGAUUAUGUCCAUGCAUGCUAAGGAGAUAAAUGAUUCUUUAUAUGUGAUAUUAGAUUCUGCUACAUCGGCGGGGAUAAAAGAGCAGGCUCUCUGCGUGAUUGGUGGCGUUGCAGCUGAAAGCCAUCAAAAAGAUUACAUAAUAAACGAUGAGCGGCUUCUAAAGCUUAUUGGGGAACUUUUGUUUCAUCCCGAUAAAAGAAUACAAGCCGGAUCGCUAUAUGUUAUUAGCAGUAUCGUCCAUCGUAAAGACAUAUGGUCGGAUAAGAGCUCCUUAAGGCUUACAAAUUUAAAUGUCUUAAGAAACGUUCAGGAGCUAAAUAAAACAACUGAAAAUGUACAAAUUAGCAAUGAUUAUAUUAGUCGAACAUUAAAGCAAAUUGUUGUCAAAUGUAAGAGUAUGUAUCCAGAUAUUACCAACUAGUUGUAAUGUUAGCAAAUAUCCAUUUAUUUAAUAUAUUAUGAACAAUCCUUCUUUCAAUUCGUUAUUCGUUUAGUUCCUUAUGUGUACUCAGGUCUUCUAAUUUAUUACGCAUAUCCACAAACAAAGGA
Molecule: messenger RNA, 2110 nt
Organism: Glossina fuscipes
Lineage: Eukaryota; Metazoa; Arthropoda; Insecta; Diptera; Glossinidae
Product: armadillo repeat-containing protein 8-like
Exons: 9
Coding region: 9-1982 (657 amino acids)
Biological process (GO): proteasome-mediated ubiquitin-dependent protein catabolic process
Cellular component (GO): GID complex
Molecular function (GO): protein binding
Source: RefSeq, a predicted model, not a curated record